Vollenhovia emeryi is the source of this 782-nucleotide messenger RNA. RefSeq lists its product as uncharacterized. The coding region runs from base 1 to 762 and encodes 253 amino acids. The transcript has 3 exons. The record is from RefSeq and is a predicted model, not a curated record. Lineage: Eukaryota; Metazoa; Arthropoda; Insecta; Hymenoptera; Formicidae.
AUGACCACAAUUUGGAUGGUCGGAAUGUUGAAUAGGGCCAGCCUCGAGCGCAGGCAGGACCGUGCCACGAGCGUAGCCGCGGCGGAGCGUAGCGGUAGCGCGCGCCAGGGGGCCGGGGAAGCGGCGGUCGCGGCGCACGCGACCAGGAGGCGCGAGGACGGAGAGUGUCCCGCGAAGGGCGAGCAGGAGGACGAGGAGGAGGAGGAGGAAGAGGAGGAGGAAGAGGAGACCUCUUCCGGGGAAUCGACGCCGCCGACGCCACCGCCGAGGACAGUCCGAGUGUCGCGUAAGCCGACGGUGACCCAGUCCCGACGUACCGCUUCUCACGGUUGCAGUUUUGAGAGACACUUAUCUGCGGGCGACGUCAGGAAGAAUUCUCAUUGCGGUGCGUUGGGUGGCAAUUCAUCCGACAGGAAACCGCCGAGGCGUUUCUCGUCCUUACCCUCUUUAGUCACACAGUGGACUUGUAUUCGAUGUCUAUUGGACAAUAAUUGCAGCUCGCUGACUUGUGCGGCCUGCGAUGCUAGUGCGUCGAUAGCUCAAAGCGACGGGAAGCAAAUUGGCGCGCGCAAGAGCAGAAAGACUAAUCUGCACAAGGAGAAUCGCGUUAGAGUCACGUCUGGACUUUUGGCCCACGUCCUACAUGGGAGCGCUAGCAGGAGUGGCUCCGGUAACGAUGAUAAAAUCAACAGUACAGGUGAGUGUCGCGCUCGCACGACAUCGUCGUGGGGUCCGUCCGCGAGAGCGCGUCCGGUGGAUUGAAUUAUUGUCGCUUGUAAAAU